GAUUGGCUGGGGGUGGGGGAGAGACCCCCGAAAGGUGCCGGAAUGGAGGGGGCAGCCCUGAGCCCGCACCCGCUGGGGAUGCCCCUGGACCCCUCGACCCGUGUUUUUUGCAGCCGGCGGUGUCACGAGUUGCACGGGUCUCAGCCUCAAAACCCCUUUGAGGCACAUCCUUAUGGCUAACCUCUCCCCUUCCCCCCCACCACGAGAUGCUGCCACCCCCAGGGUGCAGGGACCCCAGCUUGGGGUCAGGAUUUGGGUACCUGUGGAUCUUGCUUGGGUUUCAUUUGGGCCACAUGCAUCUUAUUUGGGGUCAGGGUGCGGGGACCCCUCACAUCACAGUUGGGAUCAGGACGUGGGUACCUGUGUCAUGCUUGGGACAUGGGACUCUGCACAGAGCUUAGGGGCAGAGGGUGAGAACCCUGUUAUAGUGAUGUGGUGAUGAGUUUGGGACAUGGGGACUUUGCACUGGGGGCAGGGUCUGGAUUUGGGGACACCUGCACAACACUCCUGCAUCCCAACCCUUGCACUGAGGCUGGGCCACUGGGAGCCUCACAUGGUGCUUGGGGUGAGGUCGGGGUUGGGAUCCAGAAACCUUGUAUUGCGGUAAAGAUCUGGGAACCUCUGUGAUGGGGUUAGGAUUUGGGAACAUCUGCAUCGGGGUGAGGAUUUGGGGACCUCUGCACUGGGGUAAGGAUUUAGGAAGCUGCUGCCAUGAAGAAGAAGAUGACAGCCAACGGAAGGGGGCCGGAUCCGGCACCACCACCCCCUCGCACCCGGGGCAUCGCCAAGCCAGCAGAGUACGUGGGUUCCUUCAUGCUGGAGGCGCUGGAGCUGCAGCAGCACGCAGGGCAGCUGGAGGAGCAGCUGCGGGCACUGAAGGAUUGCCCCAGGAGGAAGUCUGUGGUGCUCAGGUUCAGCCUGCAGGGACUGAAGGUCUACGGAGCUGAUGGGGAGACACUGCUGAUGGCGCACGCGCUGCGCCGCAUCCUGUACAGCACCUGCCUGCACACUGAGCGUCAGUUCGCCUUCGUGGCCCGCAACCCCCGCAGCCCCCCCAGCUCACUGUUCUGCCACCUCUUUGUGGGCCCCCCAGGCGAGGUGCACGUGCUGCACCUCCUGCUGUGCCGCUCCUUCCAGCUCUGUUACCUCCAGGCACACCCUGAGCUGCAGGCGGCUGAGCCCGACCCCCCACUGCUGCGGGAGCCCCUCAACCCCGAGGAGGUGUCACGCAACGUCAAUGCGCUGCUGUCCCUGCGGCGCCUGCCUGCCCUCGGACCUCUGGGUGCAGGGCACGUUUUUGCACAGCAUUUGCUUCAAGAGAGACGGGUGGAGGCUGAGGGCCGCGCUGUGGGUUGGCAUCCAGGGAACCCCUAUUGCUCCCCAGUGCUGGUGCGCAAAAAGGCGAUCCGCAGCAAAGUGCUGCGUUCGGGUGCCUACCGAGACUGCGGGGCUGAGAGCCAACUGCAGCAGAGAGAGGGUGCCCCAUCGGGAUGGGAGAGCAGAAGCGCGCGGGGCCUGGCGCUGCUCCCUGACACCGAGGCCGCCCUCGCCGAGAGCGUGUGGGCCUUCGCCGACCAUAACAAACAUCAGUUCAGAUGGGAUCAGGAGCGCCGUCACACAGGAACAAAACACUUUUUGGCUGUAGGGAAGAAGGUGGAGUUGUUGAAUGUUGGACCGAGGAGAUCUCAGCCGGGCCAGAGGAGGGAGCCCAGGAAGAUUAUCACGGUGUGUGUGAAGGAGGAUGUCCACCUGAAGAAGGCAGAGAAUGCCUGGAAGCCGAGCCUGAAGCGGGAGAACCAAACUGAGGACCCCGAAAAUGUCAAAACCCAGGUGAGAACGUAG
Meleagris gallopavo (turkey) is the source of this 1842-nucleotide messenger RNA. The record is from RefSeq and is a predicted model, not a curated record. NCBI's taxonomy places the organism in Eukaryota, Metazoa, Chordata, Aves, Galliformes, Phasianidae.